Colossoma macropomum (tambaqui) is the source of this 6571-nucleotide messenger RNA. RefSeq names its product AT rich interactive domain 1B (SWI1-like) (gene arid1b). The coding region runs from base 118 to 6408 and encodes 2096 amino acids. The transcript is spliced from 22 exons. The record is from RefSeq and is a predicted model, not a curated record. Gene Ontology annotation, cellular component: brahma complex; nucleoplasm; SWI/SNF complex. Gene Ontology annotation, biological process: chromatin remodeling; positive regulation of DNA-templated transcription; regulation of transcription by RNA polymerase II. Gene Ontology annotation, molecular function: DNA binding; nucleosome binding. NCBI's taxonomy places the organism in Eukaryota, Metazoa, Chordata, Actinopteri, Characiformes, Serrasalmidae.
ACCAGGCACCAUGGUGGUGGGAAAGAGGAGAUUUUCGCUAGCCUGGUCGAUCGCCAUCAGCAAUCGUUGAGUAAAAGUGAAGAGGAGGAGGACCGACCGUGCAAAACGGCGGAUCGCAUGGGAAGCAGGUACGAGCAGGAGCACGUCGACUUUGGACUAGCGACUGGCGGCAGCGGCAGCAGCAGCAGCGGCGGUGGAGGUGGUGAGCCGUCCCAAAGUGGGAACAGCUCGGUUUUCGAGUUUAAUAAUUAUUAUGGGAAUGGAAGAGGAGGGCCUUGCUUUGAUCAACAUGGCGGACAACAAAGCCCUGCUCCUCCGGCUAUGAUGCAUUCGACCCAGAACAACAUGGAUCAAAUGCAAAACUCUCACGAAGAGUACCACAACAACCCCUACAACCACUACCCCAACUACCGAGCCGGUUACGGUGGCACCGGCUACGGUAUGAUGAGCCCAUCGCGGCAGGGAAACAUGAUGGGCCCGGGGAGCAACUCAGCCUCAGCCGCCUCAGCUCCUGCCACGGCUCACGGUAAGCCAGCCGCGUCCCCCGGCGGUGCUGGCAGUGUCGGAGUGUUUCAGAGGUUCCCAGGGCAAAACCAACAGCAUCCCUCGGGUGCCACUCCAACUUUAAACCAGCUUCUGACCUCUCCCAGCCCGAUGAUGAGAGGUUAUGGCAGUGGCUACCAAGACUACAGUAAUCCCAGCGCUCAACAACAACAAGCAGGCAUGGGGCUCAGCAAAGACCUGAGCUCCCAGUACAGCUCGGCGAGCCACGGCUGGGGAGGACAACAAAGAAAUCACCCCGCAAUGAGUCCGGGAAACAACGGACAAGGAGGAAACAGACCCCAGGUGGUACCUAUGGACGCCAUGUCUAUGAAGCGUUCUCAGCUCUACGGGAUGGGUAACAGUCCUUAUUCUCAGCAGCAGCAGCAGCAGCAGCAGCCAGGCGGCGGUUAUUCAAGCCAGCCAUAUGGAGCACCUGCACCGCACCGAUACCCAGUGGGAAUGCAGGGGCGUGGCCAAGUCGCCAUGGGAGGGAUGCAGUACCCUCAACAACAGCAGGUGCCGGCUCAGUAUGGGCAGCAGAGCCUGGGCGGAUACUGCCAGCAGGGACAGCCUCCAUACUUCAGCCCUCCGCAGCAGCAGCCUGCCGCCCCCUCUCAGCCCCACUACAUGCAAUCCCGAGCUCCACCUCAGCAGGACGCUCCACAGGAGGGUUAUGGCAGCCGUGGCCAGCCUGCUAUGACUCCUGGGAAGCCAAACCAUGAUGAGAUGGGUCUGAACCAGCAAGAUCGGCCAUCCAGCCUUCCAGACCUGUCUGGCUCCAUAGAUGACCUCCCCACAGGCACGGAGGCGGCCCUCAGCUCAGCAGUCAGUGCCUCAGGCUCUACCAGCAGCCAGGGUGAUCAGAGUAACCCCGCCCAGUCACCUUUCUCCCCUCACGCCUCACCCCGCCUCUCCAGCCUGCGCAGUGGACCCUCACCUUCUCCGGUCGGCUCGCCUGUCGGCUCCAGCCAAUCACGAUCCGGGCCCAUAUCACCUGCUAGUGUACCAAGUACACAGAUGGCCCCACAGACCACUGUGAAUGUUUCAGAGGUGGGCUCCCAUUCUACCCUUAGUCAGUCACCCAUGUCUCAGGAGAGAGGAUUCGCCCCUAACCUGCAGCGUAGUGGCCCUGGCCCUCAGUUUGUCCCACAGCAGUCUGGGGCCCCUAUGUCCCCUCACCCCUCCCCUGGGGGCUCUCUGCACCACAGCAUGGGCUCCUACCAGCAGGUCAGCACCACCUUCGGACCACAAGGUGGACAGUACGGUCCUUCGGGUAACUACCCCCGUCCACCCAACUAUGGCGGAGCCCCUGGCCCCAGCUACAGUGGACCCGGGCCAGGCAUGAGCCUGGGGAUGAAUGCUAGCAGCCCUAUGCAUGGGCAGGGCCCCGGGCAGCCCUGCGGCUCCAUGCCGGCUGGAAGAGGCCCAGGUCAGCCUGCGAGCGGCCGUCCAUACCCAGCAGGCCCCAGCAGCGUAGCCCCCACGUCUCCAAACAUGCCCCAGUCUGCAGGGCCUGGUAUGGGUCCGCCUCCACCUACAGUCGGCCGCAAACCCCCUGAGAGUGGCCCUGCACCCCCUCCACAAAACCCCCUCACAUCCAGCCAGGCCAGGCCUCCGUAUGCCAGGUCCCCCGUUUAUGCAGGGCUCUCCGGGUCGGGGGGGCGGACAACCCCCUUCACCUCCCCACAUUUCCCUCACCCCCAUCAUGUCCCGUACGGCAGCGGCCAUGGCCAGCCUCAGCCCGAGCAGUUUGGGUCAGGUGGGUACCCAAGUGGGCCCCCUGUGGGUGGAAUGGGCCCCGGAGGCCCCUAUAACCAGCCACCCGGCAACAACUCCAACAGGAUGAACAUGCAGGGUCCUGCAUACAGCACUAUGGCCUCUGGACCCAUGGCCAUGGGGGCAGGAGACAGCAUGCCGCCUGCUGACCUCAAACAGAGAACAGAGCACAAAGAAGAGGGAAGCGUGGCAAGCACAGAACAACCUAAAUCUAAGGACAGCUACAGCGCUCAGUGUGUGUCUCAGCCCCCUACCCCGUCCCCCCUCUCCCCCAGCCCCGCCAGCCUCUCCUCCAAUCACGGAGACGACAGUGACAGCAUUAGCAGCCCAGCCUGGCCAAAAACACCCACCAGCCCUAAGCACAGCUCAGCCACCAUGACAAAUGAAAAGAUAACAAGGCUGUAUGAAAUGGGCAGUGAACCGGAGAGGAGGGCAUGGGUGGAACGCUACCUAGCCUUCAUGGAUGACAGGGGCACACCUGUACCCAACAUACCUGCUGUGGGCAAGAAGCCUUUAGACCUGUGCCGCCUCUAUAUGUGCGUGCGGGACAUAGGAGGGCUGGCAAUGGUGAACAAGAAUAAGAAAUGGCGUGAGCUCUCCACUCUUCUGAAUGUGGGCACGUCCAGCAGCUCAGCCAGCUCUCUGAAGAAGCAGUAUAUCCAGUACCUGUUUGCCUAUGAGUGUAAGGUGGAGCGUGGCGAGGAACCCCCACCGGACGCCUUUGCCAUGGGGGAUGGCAAGAAGCAGCAGCAGCAGGCCAAGAUACAGCCCCCGUCACCAGCAAACUCUGGGUCUCUCCAGGGGCCUCAGACUCCACAGUCAACAGGCAGUAGCUCUAUGACAGAAAUGCCGGGAGAUCUGAAGCCCCCGACUCCAGCCACCACUCCCCACAGCCAGAUGACACCUCAGAGUGGCCGAAACAGUGGUGUCAGUGUGCAGGAUCCCUUCUCUGAAAGCUGCGACCCAGCUUUCCAAAAGCGGAGCAAUAUGCCGCCUGGCAUGAUGUACCAGCAAGGUGGAGGCAGUGCAGGUGCAGAUCCCAGUGUAAGAAUGCAAUAUGAUGCUAACAAGGAGCCUUAUGGAGGUCCAAGGAAAGGUGGCAAUGAACCCUUCAUGCCAGGACAGUUGCCUAGCAGCGGCAUGCAGGACAUGUACUCACGUGGACCCCCUGGAGGGCAAGGCAUGGGCCCACGUCCCCAGUACCCUUACAGCCCUACCUUUGAGAGAAGGCCUGAUCAUGCCAUGGGGCCAGAGGGUGGAAUGGCUCCACCUGUGAAUCAGAACAACAUGAUGCCUUCCAACAAUGAUCCAAGCAUGUACUCAGGCAGUAGAUACCCUUCUCAUCAAAGACAUGGACAUGACGGUUAUGGUCAGCAGUAUCCACAAGGCAUGUCAUACGGUGCACAUGGAAUGUAUCCACAGCCGCAGGGCUACAAAAGACCUGGGGAAGGGAUGUAUGGCCCUUCAGGAAAACGACAUGAGGGAGAGUCCUAUAGCAUGCAGUAUGGCAGCCAGCAGCCAGACAUGUAUGGUCAAUAUGGUGGUGGAUACCCAGAUCGCAGACCCAUGCAGGGCCAGUUCCCCUACCAGUAUAAUCGUGAGCGCAUGCAACACGGAGGACAGGGUCCUCCCCAGCAUAGCAUGAUGAGUGGAGGACCAUCCUCCACCCCCAGUGGAGGGCCUCAGGCUAACAUGUGGCACCCCAGGACGGAUAUGGGUUACCCUUACCCUGGAAGACAAGGCCAUGGGCCUCCAUACCCUUCUAUUAGCCGUGCAGAUGACCCAGAGGGCAGGCCAAAUCAGGAUAGUCAGUGGCCAAGUCAUCCUAGUCAGCGUCAGUCACCUUAUCCUCCCCAGCCUGCCUCUAGCUCCAUACCCCCCAUGACAAAUCGGCAACCUCCGGUAUCAUACCAGUCUCCUCCAGCCAUGCCAAAUCACAUCGCCCGUGCACCUAGCCCAGCCCCUUUCCCUAGACCCCUGAGUGGUUCCAUGUCACCCAAUAAAGCUCAUUUGAUGCCCUCUAUGAAAAUGCCCAAGCCAGGGGUGCCUGCGUCCAUGCCAGGCUCCCAAAGUGGUGUUGUCCCAGGCCAAGGCCUCCCACCCAUCCAACGAGAGAUCAGCUUUCCACUGGGUUCUGUUGAAGCUACACAACCUCAGCUAAAACCUCGUCGAAGGUUAACUUCUAAAGACAUCGGCACACCAGAGGCCUGGCGUGUGAUGAUGUCUCUGAAGUCUGGUUUGCUAGCAGAAAGUACUUGGGCCUUGGACACCAUAAACAUCCUUCUGUAUGAUGAUAGCACAGUGUCUUCCUUUACCCUGUCCCAGUUGCCAGGAUUCUUGGAACUUGUAGUGGAGUACUUCAGGCGAUGCUUGAUUGAGAUCUUUGGCAUCCUGGAGGAGUAUGAAGUAGGUACUGAGGGACAGAAAACACUUCUUGGCCCCCUUCCAGAGCCAGCAGAGAAGGAGGAAUCUGAGCCCCAAGAGCUGGAUACUCAUUCAGAUACUGAGCAACUGGACAAGAAGCUGGAAGCAGAGCCUCAAACGCAUAACCCCAGCAGCACACCUGGAGCAGAUUCGACAGAGAAGAAUCCAGCAGAGGUUACUGAUCAUGAUGAGAAAAAAGACAGGGAAAUGGGUAAAGAGGAGCGUCCACCCUCAGAACCCAGGCCCAAGCAAGCCAGCAAGUAUGACAGACUGCCAGUAAAGGUGGAGGAAAGGGAAGCAAUUGAUGACCUGGUAGAAGACCGAUCAGAGCAGCUGGGCCUCGUUGGAGAGUUUAACAGUGGCUUGCUGCACUGGAAGGCUGGCGGAGGUGACUCUACUGCACACAUUCAGACCCACUUUGACAGGAAGUGUCAGGAGGCAGGAGCUAAACCCUCACCAGCCAAGGAGUUUGAGGAGGAAAAGAGAAAAGAACAGGACAGUCAGGAUCCCUGUAAUGAAGAAGAGGGAACUCAGAGAGAAGACAAAGGUUCCACAGACAAGAGUUUGGCAGUCACUGUGGAUGAUGUUUUACAUUCCCAUCCCAGGUCUCAGCCAGAGAACAAGGCCCAAGUCUCACCUUUACGCAGCCGGGAGAACCACAGCAUCACCCUGCUGGAAGACGAGCCGCGCUGCUGGGAUGAGGCACCCCUCUCCACAGCUGAGGAAUGGCAGGAUGAGCUGGCCAAGCGCUGCAUAUGUGUCUCUAACAUAGUCCGAGGCCUCUCCUUUGUCCCAGGUAACGAUGCUGACAUGGCCAGGCACCCAGGCCUGGUGCUUGUACUGGGCAAGCUGGUGCUGUUGCACCAUGAGCACCCAAAGCGGAAAAGGACGUCCCCAACCUACCAGCGUGAAGAGGAGCGAGGUUUGGCCUGUAGCAAGGAUGAGUGGUGGUGGGACUGUCUCGGUGCCUUGCAUGAGAACACCUUGGUCACCUUGGCUAACAUUUCAGGGCAGCUAGAUCUAUCAAUCUAUCCCGAGAGCAUCUGCUUACCCAUCCUAGACGGGCUUCUGCACUGGAUGGUGUGCCCGUCAGCUGAGGCCCAGGACCCUUUUUGCACAGCAGGUGGUUUCUCCUCUCUUACACCUCAGAGGCUGGUGCUGGAGUGCUUGUGCAAGCUGAGUAUCCAGGACUGUAACGUGGACCUGCUAUUGGCCACGCCGCCAUUCAGCCGCCAAGAGCGCCUCUACGCAACGUUAGUGCGCCACGUGGGCGAACGCAAAAGUCAGGUGUGCCGCGAGAUGGCCGUGGCCAUCCUCUCCAACCUGGCGCGGGGUGACCCCACAGCAGCCCGUGCCAUUGCCCUUCAAAAGGGCAGCAUUGGGACCCUGAUAGGCUUUUUAGAGGACAGUAUUGCCAUGGCACAGUAUCAGCAGAGCCCUCACAGCCUCUUACACGCAGGACACCCGACGCACCCAGAGCCCCCUAGCAUCAACAUGAUGUGCCGGGCUGCUAAAGCCUUGCUGGCAAUGGCUCAGGUGGAAGAGAACCUGCCUGAGUUUGUGCUGUACGAGAGCCGGCUGCUGGACAUCACGCUGUCGUCUGUGCUGAACUCCAGUGUAGUGGCCGUUAUGUGCGAGGUACUGUUUAAGCUUGGACGCUCGUGACAUGAGCAGCAGCCUGAAGUGCCAUCAGCGAGACAGUGGGCCACACAGAUCGAGAUCAUACAGAAUUGUUGGUGUUAUAUUUUUAUUUAAAUAAAAAAAAGACAUAAAAAUGUUUUUACAUACAAAUGAAUAUAUAGAGUAUAUAUAUAUAGCUCCUCUACCC